AUGGUGUGUGGACCCCUCACAGUCGUGGUUGUGGCUCCCAUCAGCCAUGCCCUCAAAGAGGCAAUGCGGAUACCAUACUUGAUUGAUGUGCCUCUAAGAGACAUGUGCUUGUCUUCUAUGCAUGAUAUUUCUUCUUUCAUGUCUAAUAUGCUCCAUUUUGGUUUGGGAACCUUUGAGGCCACCUAUACUUAUGGUUUUUCUGGAAUAGGAUUAAAUACUACAAAUUCCAUUCCUACUAUAGAAAAACUUGAAACACCAUCAGCUGUGUUAGAAACCGCCUUGGUGACCCACAACAGGAGCGUAGGAAGUAUCACAUGGACUUGGAGUGUUCCACAAGUUGGUGUAUACUAUUUUACUUUAUGCUUCACUGAAGUUGAAAAACCUGGAGAUAGUGCAAUCAGGGAGUUCAAUGUUACUGUAGACGAAAAUGCAUGGCCUAGUUUUGCAUUAGAUCACUACCUCGAUACAUUUUGUACUUUCAGACAAUUGGAAUUAUCUGGCUCCAAACAAGUCAAGUUUUCUCUUGUUCCUACCAAUCGAUCAACCGUGGGUGCCAUUCUCAAUUCCUUUGAAGUCUACCAAUAUAGCAGCCCUCUCAAUAAUGGAACUUACAAUGGAGAUGUGAAUACCCUUGAUGAAAUUGCAGGGCACUUUAAUUUGGAGAAAGAGUGGAUGGGUGAUCCUUGUCUGCCACAAAAAUACCAUUGGGAUUGGGUGGAUUGCAAUCAGGACUCCUCACUAAGGAUUAUUGUUGUGUAUUAUAAUUCAUAUCGAUUGACAGAAAAGAGUGAUGUUUACAGCUUUGAGGUUGUUUUGAUGGAGAUUAUUAGUGGAAGACAUCCUCGCUUUGUAGGCCCUCAACUUCUAUUGGAGAUCAAAUACACAUCACUAGCUCGGUAA
Cryptomeria japonica (Japanese cedar) is the source of this 900-nucleotide messenger RNA. RefSeq names its product putative leucine-rich repeat receptor-like protein kinase At2g19210. Lineage: Eukaryota; Viridiplantae; Streptophyta; Pinopsida; Cupressales; Cupressaceae. The transcript has 4 exons. Bases 1 to 900 code for a protein of 299 amino acids. The record is from RefSeq and is a predicted model, not a curated record.